This is a messenger RNA of Hippocampus zosterae (dwarf seahorse), 3539 nucleotides long. It is a transcript of the gene ttyh1, whose product is annotated as tweety family member 1. The transcript has 15 exons. The record is from RefSeq and is a predicted model, not a curated record. Bases 469 to 2244 code for a protein of 591 amino acids. Lineage: Eukaryota; Metazoa; Chordata; Actinopteri; Syngnathiformes; Syngnathidae. Gene Ontology annotation, cellular component: plasma membrane; smooth endoplasmic reticulum membrane. Gene Ontology annotation, molecular function: volume-sensitive chloride channel activity; intracellularly calcium-gated chloride channel activity.
CCCCCACCACUCUCUCUCUCGCCGUCUCUCUCUCUCUCUCUCUUCCUCCCUUGCUCACUCGCCCUCACUGAGAACUCCUCUGCCAUCCAUCAACACGAGCGGCUCUCCACUGUCAGCCGACAAGCACACAAUUAUCGGCUAUUUAAUAUUUCAACAGCUGCCCAAGAAUUACUCGCACGUUCUCGCCACAUCGUUGCUCUCCCACCCCCUUCUGCCACAUGUUUUUUUUUUUUACAAAUUUUUUGGCAUGUCCUCAAGCUUUUUUUGUCUCCUUUUUUAUUUUUUAUUUUGAAUCUCAGCAGGAUGUUUUUGCAAGAGCAUCAUCAGGCGUUGACUGCCGGCGGUAGACUUCUUUGAGCGGGUAAAUAUUUCACGAGUGGCGGCGAGAAGCGGCACAAACACAAAAAGUGAAGCCUUCCGACGCGACUGUCAGAGGGUGUAUACGAGGGCAUCGAGUGAAGGUGGACGAUGGCUGCCAUGACGACGGUACCCAGCUAUACCCCUUCGCUGUGGGUGCGUAUGUGUCACGCUCUCCCUCGGCUGGACCUCACCAUGCAGAUGAGGGACAACCUCUUUGCCCCUGACAGCUGGGAGUACCAGCAGACUCUGCUGGUUUUGUCCAGCAUAUCGGCCAUCGCCCUCGUUAUCUCCCUCUUGGUGGUCCUGUCCUUCCUCAUCCACUAUUGCUGCUGUCACCGCGGCGACCGCGGCGAGGGAUCUGAGGAAGAGGAGGAGGACGAAGAUGGCAGCACGGGUCACGGCUACAGCGGCAAGAAGGGGGGCCGAGGGAUCUGCUGCGUCACGUGGGUGGCCGUGGCGUCGGUCACGCUGUGCUGUGUUGCCAUAGGCAUCGGUUUCUAUGGCAACAGCGAGGCUAAUGAUGGGAUGUAUCAGUUGACCUCGUCUCUUCUCACAGCCAAUUACACGCUAGCUUCCAUCGAUUUGCUGAUUUCGGAUACAAUCAAUGGUCUGCAGCUGUCCGUCUCGGGCCCGCUGACCACAAUGGAGGAGAUGUUUACGGGCAGCAAACCCUUCCUGGUUUCCACGCGGAACUGCCGGCGGUUAUCCGAGAACGUCAUCAACCUCCUCUCCUCCAUCUCUGCGGCUCGCUCCGGCUUGGACGCGGGGCCGGGGAAUGACAGCGGGGUCAGCGGGGCCUCCAUUAUCCCUCUGACCCCGGUGCCGCCCUCGGCGGCCCCCACGGUGGCGCCGUCCGGCGGCCUGAUGCCCGGCCCCUUUUCACCUGGCUGGGCGGCCAACACCUUAAUGAUGAAUGAGGACUACAGGUGGUUGUCAUACGUCAUGCUGCUACUGCUGGACCUCAUCGUGUGUCUGUUCAUCCUGCUCGGACUGGCCAAGCAAGCACGAUGGCUGCUUAUUUUGAUGACGGUGCUGGCGUGGCUGGCUCUCUUCCUAAGCUGGGGCUCGCUGGGCUUGGAGACGGCCACCGUGGUGGCCCUCAGCGACUUCUGCACCGAUCCAAACAUGUUUGUGCUCAACUCCACAAACUUCAACACGGGAACCAGCUCAGAUGUGCUGGAUUAUUACCUGACGUGCAGCCGACGCAUGAACAGUCCGUUCCAGCAGCUCCUCACCCAGUCACAGAGGGCGCUGUCCAAUAUCCACACACACCUUUCUAGCGUGCAACGUAACGCCCUCACACCGUUCCCCAAAGCCGAGAAAUCACUCAGGGAUGUUCAACAGAUUCUCAACAGCACGGAGGGCAACUUCCAUCAGCUGGUGGCGCUGCUCAACUGCCGAGGCCUCAACAAGGACUACAUCGACUCACUGAAAGGCCUGUGCUAUGACGGGAUGGAGGGGCUGCUAUACCUCUCCCUAUACUCGUUCCUCUCGGCUUUGGCCUUCACGGCCAUUCUUUGCUCUCUGCCCGGUGCCUGGAGGAGUUUCCCAAGUGAUUCGGAAGAGUACGAGGACUCGGACAGCGAGAGUGAGGACCCCUUCACUUCCCAUCAGGCACGUAGACAGACGGCCUCGGGGUCUCAGCGCGGGGCCAUGGCCCCCUUCUAUAAUUACCCGGGGGCCGGGUGGACACCCCCCUUUUCUAGCGCGCCGCCCCUCCCGACUCCAAACGUUUCCUCCAAUGGCAACCCUGGCUAUGAGAGCCUCCCCUUGACUGACAGGCAGUCCCCACCCCCCUCUUACUCUCCCAGCAUGCUGACUGGUUACGGGGGAAGUCAAUCGCACCCUAACCCCGCCCAUUCGAGGAACCUGUAUUCACGUUGAUAACUAUUUUUUCUUUUUUAGGAAAUGUAUAGAUAGAAGAAGAAAACAAAUGUUUAGUUUUCAUAUGAAUGGACACUUUAAAAGGAACGGAAACUAAUUUUAAAGAAGCAAAACGAUGGCUUUAGUGUUGCGUAUAAUGAGGCUAUCACAGAAGUGUAUUAUUCUGACAAUUCUGAUGAUUAGAAGCACUUAUUAUAAAAAAAAAAAAAAAAUGGAGCAGGACUAAAAAUGACUGUGGGCACGCCGGUAGGAUGUGAAAGCAAACCCUCCCCCUUGUUUGUCCAAACUGUGUAAGCUGUGAACAGUGGUGAGGCACGUGGAGAAUGUUAUUGACGUGACUACAUGAUGUAGUUUUUAUAUUCUUCAAUGUAUCACCCGUUUAUUUGAAAGUUGUUUUAUAUACAUAUAAAUAUAUAAAUAUGAAACUGUUGUAGAAAAAAAAAAAAGCACUGGCACGUAGCAACAAAGCACAUUUUUUUUUCUGUCAAUGGUUAUGCAGUUCCCCCUCACUUGCUAUAUAUUUUUUAUUAUUACUUUUUAUAGGUGGUAAUUAUGUAUUUUCUGUGUAUUACCUGAAUGGUAUUGAGUAUAUCUCACUGUCUAUAUAUCGGAAGAAUAAUCAUUUCUCUUUUUAAAAAAAAAAAAAUAAUAAUAAUCACCACGGUUGAGGGCUACGAGACCCUUCUUUGAAUGGAGAACCCUUAAAGAACAGCAGCGACAGCGGGUACAGAGCAAUAAAACUAAUGUACAGUGGAUAUAGAAAGUCUACACACCCCUUGUUCAAAUGCCAGCUUUUUGCCAUGUAAAACAAAAAAAAAAUAAGACAAGAUAAAUCAGUUUAAAAAAAGAGAGAGCUGUGUACUGUAUAUCCGAAUUAGGGUGUGCACAUUUUUGCAACCACACAAUGUCUUUUGGUUUUGCUUACCCUCCCAAUCAGAUUUCGCUUUGGCCACAAUGGUGGUCAAAGUUUCAAAAAGGAUUUAUUUUGCACUCAUUUUUAUUUUUUUAAGAUCACAAAAGCCUGCCAUUUGAACAGGGGUGUGUAGACUUUUUCUAUAUCCGCUGCAGAGCACAGCGUUGGGUCUCCGCAAUUGUUUUUUUUUUUGUGCGUGCGUGUGUGUGUAUAUUACGGUAUGUUGGAGAUUUCAUUGAGUCCUCCUCAAGCCCUCCCACUCGACCGUGUUAACCCCCCCCAACUGAGUUUGUACUCUCAAUGCUCCUUUUGAAUGGCAUCCUUUUACACUCAAGAGUCUAAUAUGAAUAACAGUAAUAAAAAAAAAUGUAACAAUAACCUC